GGCUCUCCCGCGAGCGCGGGCGUCGGAAGCGGCGGAGGUGGCAGUGUCUGCCCUGGGAUGGCCUUCCCUGCACGCGCGCGUUUGUAUCUAAAUCGCACGGGACCGUCUCUUCCUCAGCUUGCCGGCGCGAGGAGCCGGAGCCUCGAAACACCAUGCACCCCAGCUCUAAAGAAGGAAGACUUUCAAGAAUGGAGUGUAGUGGCAUGAUCACAGUUCAUUGCAGCCUCAACCUCCUACGCUCAAGUGAUCCUCCCACCUGAGCCUCCUGAGUAGCUGGGAUCACAGGCGCAUGCUACCACGCCUGGCUGAAGGUUUUUCAAUUUUUGAAGAGACGAGGUCCCACUGUAUUGCCCAGCCCCCUUGUCAGCGGAGCUAUAAGGUGAACUGCAGGAAGAUCCCAGCCCUAUACACGUGGGGCAGAGCCAGCAGAGGCCAGAGCUGUUGCUCUGUGCAGACCACGAGAGGAUGUCUCCCAGCCUUCAGGAAGGCGCUCAGCUCGGGGAAAGCAAACCCUCAACUUGCUCCUUUUCAAUUGAGAGAAUCUUAGGACUGGACCAGAACAAAGACUGUGUUCCAUUAAUGAAACCCCACAGGCCCUGGGCAGACACCUGCAGCUCAUCAGGGAAAGAUGGUAACUUAUGUCUACAUGUCCCAAAUCCUCCCAGUGGGAUUUCAUUCCCUAGCGUGGUGGAUCACCCAAUGCCAGAAGAAAGAGCUUUGAAAUAUGAAAAUUACUUUUCAGCCUCAGAAAGACUGUCUUUGAAAAGAGAGUUGAGUUGGUAUAGAGGCCGAAGACCAAGAACUGCUUUUACUCAAAACCAGAUUGAAGUGUUAGAAAAUGUCUUUAGAGUAAACUGCUAUCCUGGUAUCGAUAUUAGAGAAGACUUAGCUCAAAAAUUGAAUCUAGAGGAAGACAGAAUCCAGAUUUGGUUUCAAAAUCGGCGUGCAAAACUGAAAAGGUCCCAUAGAGAAUCACAGUUUCUAAUGGCGAAAAAAAAUUUCAACACAAAUCUGCUGGAAUAGAUAGAAAACUAAACAAGUGAAAUUAUCUUCUAAUUGCAGAGCAUGAAGAAUCAGUGGAAAUAUUAAGUGUUAAAAUGUGAUGUUUUCUUUCCUGCAUUUAAUCUGAAUAUUGUCAUUUUUUCUGAAAAUAUAUUGUAAAUAAUUACUAUUAUAGCAUGGUACAUAUUUGGGCACUUUUAGUUAUAGUAAAGACCUUUUCUAUAUAUUUUAAUAAACAUUUUCAGAAAAGAUUGCUAUUUUUUAAGUAAGCCAAAUUAAUCUAAUAAAUUAGUUUGUUAAAAUCAAUAGACUCAUGACUAAGUGAUUCCACAAGCUGGAUUCUAAUUAUAAAGUAUUUCAAGUAAAAUAAUCUGAAGAACAAAA
Messenger RNA from Pan troglodytes (chimpanzee), 1386 nucleotides. It is a transcript of the gene HESX1, whose product is annotated as HESX homeobox 1. Gene Ontology annotation, biological process: pituitary gland development; regulation of transcription by RNA polymerase II; forebrain development. The record is from RefSeq and is a predicted model, not a curated record. Gene Ontology annotation, molecular function: RNA polymerase II cis-regulatory region sequence-specific DNA binding; DNA-binding transcription repressor activity, RNA polymerase II-specific. Gene Ontology annotation, cellular component: nucleus. The transcript is spliced from 7 exons. Bases 466 to 1023 code for a protein of 185 amino acids. Lineage: Eukaryota; Metazoa; Chordata; Mammalia; Primates; Hominidae.